Messenger RNA from Fraxinus pennsylvanica, 1509 nucleotides. The record is from the annotation of a GenBank genome assembly. Lineage: Eukaryota; Viridiplantae; Streptophyta; Magnoliopsida; Lamiales; Oleaceae.
AUGAAAUUCUACUCAGUAAACUUGCUCCAAUUUCUUUGCAUAAUUCUCUUUUCAAUAUUUUCAUCAUUUGAGUCGAGUAACUACCAUGAUUAUGCAGAUGCAUUGUCAAAAUCAAUUUUAUUUUUCGAAGGGCAGAGGUCCGGGUACUUGCCGUGGGAUCAGAAAAUUACUUGGCGGGGAAAUUCCGGCGUCGGCGAUGGGUGGACGUCUGCGAAUACCGACCUGACCGGUGGUUAUUAUGACGCUGGCGAUAACAUUAAGUUCAAUUUUCCAAUGGCAUUUACUACCACAAUGCUGGCGUGGAGUGUGAUUGAGUUCGGAGAAUACAUGCCGCCGUCGGAGCUGAGGAAUGCUUUGGUUGCAAUCAAAUGGGGCACGGAUUAUCUUCUCAAGACGGUUUCGCAACCCAAUCGUAUUUUUGUUCAGGUUGGAGAUCCAAUUAUAGACCAUAACUGCUGGGAGAGGCCAGAAGACAUGGACACUGCUAGAACAGUAUACACAGUCGAGGCUCCGAAUCCGGCCUCUGAUGUUGCCGGUGAAACAGCUGCAGCCCUGGCUGCCUCUUCGAUUGCAUUUAGAUCAUCUGAUCCUGGAUAUGCUGACACACUCUUGCGGACUUCCAUCAGAGUAUUCGAUUUUGCAGAUGGUUAUCGAGGAGCUUAUAGCGAUAAUUCAAAUAUCAGGGAGGGUGCCUGCCCAUUCUACUGUGAUUUUGAUGGAUAUCAGGCAAGCAUUCUUCUCAAAUACUUAUACAUGUUUGCAUGGCUUAGAAGAGCUUCUCAGGGAGAUUCUUACCUCAAUUACAUACAAAACAAUGGUAAAACACUUGGUGCAGAUGAUAACAUUAAUGAAUUUGGAUGGGACAACAAGCAUGCUGGUCUAAAUGUCCUAGUUUCUAAGGAAGUGUUGGAAGGGAGCGCGUACACCCUCGAGUCAUACAAAGUAUCAGCAGAUAGCUUCAUGUGCACACUGAUACCGGAUUCUUCGUCCUACCACAUCAAGUUCAGUCCCGGUGGUCUCAUUUACAGGCCUGGUGGAAGCAACCUGCAACAUGCCACAUCCAUUUCUUUCCUCUUGCUUGUAUACGCCAAUUAUUUGGAAAAAUCAUCGAAAAUCCUGAACUGCGGUAGCAUUUCUGUCGGGCCAAAAAUGCUUAGACAAAUAGCCAAAAGACAAGUUGAUUACAUUUUGGGAGAUAAUCCUAAGGGAAUGUCUUACAUGGUAGGGUAUAGCAAUUACUAUCCCCAAAGGAUUCACCACAGGGGAUCUUCACUUCCUUCCAUUAAAGAUCAUCCCCAACCCAUUCGGUGCAAGGAGGGUUCGGUUUACUUUAACUCAUCCGCCCCUAAUCCAAAUGUGUUGGUGGGAGCGGUGGUGGGUGGACCGGAGGAAGAUGAUGUGUACGAGGAUGAUAGAGCUGAUUUUCGAAAAUCGGAACCCACAACUUACAUAAAUGCACCAUUUGUUGGUGUGCUGGCAUAUUUUGUGGCCAACCCUAACCUUGCUUAA